AUGAAGUUCCCUAGCGCUACUUCCACGUUGGUAUUUUCUGGUCUUUAUUUGUCAGCCUCGGCUUCUCCAAUGAAAUCAUACUUUUUAUGCAGUGAGGGUCGAAAAAUAUCAUUACCGCCAAUUGAUAGUCAUGAAAACUCUGAAAUUUAUUCCGAUGCGCAACAUGGUGAUCCUUUGGGACCGAAUGGGGAGCAAUGCCCGGCAUACCGAUAUACAGUGACAGGAAUUGAUGGAAGCACCAUUAUGACCUUGAUUCAAUUAACUUCUGUUGGUCCCUUUAACCAAGUCUUUGAAAGAAUCGGGGGAUCUUGGCAAUAA
Blumeria graminis f. sp. triticale is the source of this 318-nucleotide messenger RNA. Lineage: Eukaryota; Fungi; Ascomycota; Leotiomycetes; Helotiales; Erysiphaceae. The record is from the annotation of a GenBank genome assembly.